UCACUUCUAUCAAGGAAAUACAAGCUGAUAAGAUGGACAAUAAAGACACAGUUUGUGAGAAAUUAUCAAGAAAUGGUAUUCAAAGAAAUAAGACGCUCAGCAGAGAUAAAGUGACACAAAGAUGGGAUGUUUGUGAUUAAAACUUUUAUUCAACGAAGUUAUCUGAACCUACAUAUUACAAAACAUACUGGCAAGAAGAAUUAUAAAUGUGAAAUAUGUGUUAAAACAUUUUCUCGACGAAGUUCUCUGAACAUACACAUGACAAAACACAACGGCGAGGAAAAACAUAUGUGUGGCUUGUGUUAUAAAGCAUUUUCUAGACGAAACCAUCUUAUCGAGCAUAUGAGAAUUCACACUGGCGAGAAGAAUUAUAAGUGUGAAGUAUGUUUUAAAACAUUUUCUCAACGAGGUUCACUGACGACACAUAUGAGAAUACACACUGGCACUAAGGAACAUGAAUGUGAAGUGUGUAAUAAAGCAUUUGUUACAAAAAGCCAUCUUAAUGCGCAUAUGAGAAUACACACUGGCGAGAAAAACCAUAAGUGUGAAGAUUGUGACAAAGCCUUUACUUUACGAGGUAAUCUUAUCGUACACAUGACAACACACACUGGCGAGAAGAAGCGCAAGUGUGAAGUGUGUGAUGAAGCAUAUACUCAACGAGUUUCACUGAAGAGACAUAUGAACAUACACACUGGCGAUCAGAAAUAGAUAAAGAAAGUAUACAUGUAAAAUCUGUUUUCUCAUUGCAGUUAUCUUAUCACAUUUAUGGUAAUACAUGCUGGCAAGAAAAAAAACAAAAC
Molecule: messenger RNA, 800 nt
Organism: Ruditapes philippinarum (Manila clam)
Lineage: Eukaryota; Metazoa; Mollusca; Bivalvia; Venerida; Veneridae
Product: zinc finger protein 492-like
Exons: 1
Coding region: 127-708 (193 amino acids)
Biological process (GO): regulation of transcription by RNA polymerase II
Molecular function (GO): RNA polymerase II cis-regulatory region sequence-specific DNA binding; DNA-binding transcription factor activity, RNA polymerase II-specific
Source: RefSeq, a predicted model, not a curated record